UGUAUAUUUCCAUGAGCCUCGCAAUCCAGUUCACAUACGAGUUAGUGCCUGAUAAUAUUUAAAGUAAACUUAUAAAAUUUAAUUUUUCUUAACUUACGUUGAAAUAUGCAUUUUAAUUUAUAUGCAUAUUUCCUGAGCAAUAUUCUCCUUUCGACUUCACAAACUCUACAAGUAUCUAAUGAAGUCAAACCAUCUCUUCAGAACUAUAGGAGUAAUAAUCUAAGCAACUUUCAAGUAUAUGAUGAGAAUAUUACUUUCAUCAAAAGUAAAACUUUAGAAGAAGCAGAAGAUUUUGGUUUACAAGCCAUGAAUUCAUUAUUUGAAAUAGAGGAAAAAAAAAUAUUUGAACAAGGACUAUUUUUGAAUUCUGAUCACCCGGCACACUACGUUGCCACAUUUAAUUACCAAACUGAUGAAGCAAAAGGCUUUUCUAGAGUAGCAUAUGCUGCAUUGAAAGGUUCCAGAAAUUUAAUGGAAAAAUUCUUCAAUGAAACUUCAAUACAUAACUUAGAGUGGAAAACGACGGCUUUGUGGUCACAUCGAUCAACGGGAUUCCAAGAACGCUGCCCUCGGAAAGAUCAACCAAAUUGUCCUCCAGCAAGUAGUAAAUAUCGAACAGCUGAUGGCAGAUGUAAUAAUUUAAAACAUCCUUGGUGGGGUUCAGCUAUGUCAACUAUGCAGAGAUUUUUAGAUCCAGUCUAUGAUGACGGUAUUGAAACAAUAAGAAAAUCAAGAAAAAGCGGUAAAGUGCUACCAAGUCCACGUGAAAUUUCGACGACGAUUCAUGAAGACAAAAAUGUACCAUUAUCAUCCGUAACACAUAUGCUUAUGCAGUGGGGUCAAUUCAUAGACCAUGAUAUGAUAGCUACUGCACAGAGCAGAGGAUUUAAUGGCACGUUUCCGCAGUGUUGUCGAAAGCAUGGUACAGAGUUCCAGUCACCGGAGUUUAUGCACCCAGAUUGUCUACCCAUAGUCGUAAAUUCUCGAGAUAACUUUUAUGGAAAGUUGGGAAUUCGUUGUUUAGAAUUUGUGAGGAGUGGCCCAGCCCCACGUGAAGACUGCGGUUUCGGUCCUAGAGAACAAUUGUCGCAAGUAACUAGUUUCAUAGAUGCUUCUAUGGUUUACAGCAGCAGCGUUCAGCACAGCAAUAGUCUACGAAUUUUUCGUAAUGGUCUUUUACAAUAUGGUGAAUUUGACCUCUCAAAAUCUACGUUACCUAAGAAAAAGUCGGAUAAUCUUUGUCAACAAGGAUCUCUAUCAACUAAUUGUUUUAGAGCGGGAGAUGCUCGACUCAGUGAGCAACCUGCUUUAACGUCACUUCAUAUUGUUUUAAUUAGACUGCAUAAUAAGCUUGCAACUGGAUUAAACACACUCAAUCCACACUGGAGCGAUGAAAAGCUCUUUCAAGAAAGUCGCAAAAUUGUUGGAGCUCUAGUUCAACAUAUUACUUAUCGUGAAUACUUACCUAUAAUACUUGGACCCGAAAUAAUCAAAAUAUUUGGACUUGACCUUAAAGAGAUUGGUUAUUAUGGUGGUUACGACCCAACGCUCAAUCCAAAUAUUGCUAAUUCUUUUGCAACUGCGGCUUACCGUUUUGGCCAUUCAUUAGUUCAACACUGUUUUUCCAGAUACGAUGAAAAACAUAAUCUUAUAUUUAACAAUAUCUCAAUACACGAUGAAUCAAAGAAUAGAGUGCAUUUACAAAGUCCAAGGUCUGUUGACCGAUUAGUUUUAGGAUUAAUAAAUCAAGUUUCACAGAGAAGAGAUGAAUUUAUAACUAAAGAACUAACUAAUCAUCUUUUCCAAUUUCCAAAUUUUCCAUUUGGCAUGGAUCUUGCAUCAAUUAAUAUUCAACGGGGUAGAGAUCAUGGAUUAGCACCUUAUGUUAAAUGGCGAGAACCUUGUGGUUUAUCAGCUAUCCGGACAUGGGAGGAUCUUGAAAAAAGCACAUCAUUGAAAGCUGCUAGAAAAUUAAGAAAUUUAUACGAAUCGCUGGAUGAUAUUGACCUUUUCUCAGGAGGUCUUUCAGAAAAACCAGUUCUUGGAGGUAUUGUUGGUCCAACGUUUGCAUGUAUUAUUGCUCAGCAAUUUAAUCAUCUUCGUAGAGGAGAUAGAUUUUGGUAUGAAAAUGGAAAUUUAAAAAAUAGUUUCACAUUAACUCAGCUUGAUCAGAUCCGAAGUGUUACUCUUGCACAAAUUUUAUGCUAUACGAUAGACGACGUUAAAACUGUUCAGCCGUUUGUAUUUUUGGUACCUGAUAAACUGAACAAUGAAAGAAUUUCAUGCGAUAAAUUUAAUCAUAUCAAUCUGAAACCUUGGAUUGAAAUAGGAAAAAACAAUCGACAAUUUUUAUUCUCCUUGAAUAAUAUUAACAAGGACGAUUACUUUAGAAAUUUAAAAAAUGAAUCAAGAAUGUUUCCACGACAAAAACCUAAGCCAGUUAAAGCUAACGUCAACCAAAAAAAUCACGUUGUAAUGAGAUGGCCUUUCGGAUCCUCAUUUGAGAAUGUCACGAUAGUCAUACAAAAUCAUGCAUCUAAUUCACCUACAGUAGUUAACAAUGUUGUUCAUGAAUCUAACGUAGAUGGAAUUUUAACUAAUCCAUCAAGUAACUCGCCAACAAAAGAAAAUGAUGGUAUUGAAAACGAUCACUUACAUCUUGUGAAUAAACAUUUACUCUCAAAAUUCAUUAAUUUUAAUAACUCCAACCAUAACUUUGCAUCAACAUCUUUUAUAGAGGAUUUUUAUACUCAUGAAUUACCGAAGCCAAUAAAGUUAAGAAAUAAGGAUAUAUAAUAAAUAGAAAAUUUGUUGGUUUAACAUGUUUUAAGAACAUUCUCCAAAAAUCAGCUUGAUUAUAGUUAUUGGCGUAACUAGUAGGGUAAGUUAUUUAUAUGGUGUCGUAGGUGCGCAUGCACGAGCGAGAAGCGAGUAUCAGAGUUACCGCGCACCAGAGACGAGUGCUAAACACAUCGCGGAUGACGGACUGUGACUUAACCUACAUGUUGCGCCCAUAAUUUUAUUCAACUCAUGUGCGCUCUUUACGUUUUAUUCAUCGCCUAAAAAGCGAAGUUUAAAUAAUUGUUUACUGACAUGGUGAAAAAAAAAACUUUUAAUAUAAAGAAUGUGACAAAAUUAUCGGCAUGUAGAUUUUAUUCAACGGAAAUUCAAAUUCAAUAAGUCAAAGUUUCAACUCCACGUUAAAAACAUUCAGUAUCACAAUCUCGGCUGCUCAAUGGGUAACAACAGGGAGUUGUAAUAACCCAAUAUUCAGUUAGAGCCCGAAAGAUAGUUACGUUAAUUUUUUUUACGCCACAAUGGCCGGGAUAGUAGACAUCUUUAUUGCGUUUUGACAAAUAAUUUUUCACCGGUCGGUAAACGGCCAUUUAGGGUUCAGAUUUUAGGCAUGAUAAAACGUGAAUAGCGCGCAUGAGUUGAAUAAAAAAUAAUAAGUAUAUAAAUAACUAGUUUUUUCUACGUCUUGGGUUUUAUUUUAAUUCGUUAUAAUAUGAAUUGAUGGUAAAAAAAUUGAGAUGCUUCAAUAUUAAUAUUCAAGGGUCGCUCAAAAGCGUCCAGAAGACAGCACUCGGAAACAUUCAAAAUUCUUGAGCGACGUUUAACUAUUUAAAUGUUGGGCUGAAAUUUUCAGCACAUUCAUCAUUUCACAGAUUAAACUAUUGCUGCCACGAGAAAAAAAAAACAAAUUAGGAAAAAAUCCGAAUUUCAAUUGUUUUUGAAAUGUUCAAAAUUUGCAAGUGACCUUUAAAAAUUUUUUUAUCCAGCUGAUUUUUGGAGAAGAUUCUGAAAAUAUAUUAAAUCAACAAAUUUUAUAUAAGACUCGAAAACAAAAAAAAUCAGUUUUUGGGGUCGCCUUAAUAUAUAAUUACUUCAAUGAUUGUAAUGAUCGAAAAGAACUCAUUUUUUUUUAUUACUACACGAGAGAAAAAUAUCGCCAGAUUUAGUAUACAUAUCGCUAUUCUGGCUAUACGCUGUAUAGUCAUCUUACUUAACGAUACGCCGUAUAGCUAAUUCAGCUAUACAGAGUAUCCUCACAGUGGAUCGUCAAAAUGACGAUCCGUAUCCUUAUUUUAGGCAUUUUAUGAAUCGCUGACAUGACUAUUGCGCAAACUCUGUAUUUGGGCAUCCGGCAACCGAGAACGAUAAUACGUAUAGCCAAUUUAGCUAUACGAAUCCUCACGCUGGCAAUACAGAUACUUAUAUCAACGAAACUACAUAUCGUUACAAAGGCUAUUCGUCGUAUUGUUAAAUUAAAUAAACGAAUACUUAACCUUACCCAAAAACGUAUCUUUACUUUCACGAUACUAUAGAUUAUUAAAUCAAUAUGAGAGUAUUCCUAAAUUAGGUAUACGAAUCGUUAUUUUGACGAUACCUCAUUUGAGGAUACAUUGGAUAGUCAUUCUGUCGAUAUUUUUUUCUCCGUGUAGAUGUAUUUUGAUGCCAAAAAUUCUGAUGACAAAAAUUUGUAAAAGUCAUGUAUGCUAAAUUGAAUUAAAGAAAAAUGAUUUUCAUUUACUUGGACCAAAUUCUGAAAUAGCAACUCCCACGUGCUGUAUUUUACGACAGUGACAGGCGCCAAUUGGAACUUAUGAUAAAAUAAUACGUAAUAAUUAAUCAAAUGUCAUUUACUGUUUUUUUUUAAGUAUAUAGUAUUUUAUUUGUUGAAAAUGUAAUAUAGUUUAUCUUAAUGUCUAUUUUAAUAAACAAACAAUUUUGUACCUUCAAAUAUAAUUAUAAUUACAAGGGUUUUACGAGUUAAAAAAAUCUUAUCUUAUUUCUUCUACAAUAAAUAAGGGCGUAUUCCACGAGUGCUCUUACUCAGUAAAUGUGUUAUAAUUGUAGAUGAUUUAAGGGGCAGAGGCAGUCGAUCGGUUCUCGAGUGGCUCGGGCGAUCACCGAAGUUAAGCAUCAUCAAGCAUGAUUGCUACUUGGUUGGGUGACCGCUUAGCUACGCUUUGAGCUUGAUCGAAGGUCUCUGACCGUCAGGCGCAGGAUGAGGAUCUAGUGAUCGGUAAAAUGGGCAAAAUCCAUAAUUGACAUAGAAUCCAAAAAAAAAAUUAUUUAUUAAAUUUUAAAUGGCCUAAAAUAGAUUAUAGUUCAAGGCUAAAUUGGAAUCUAUAUUGAGUCUAUAAAAGGCACAAAUUGCCUUUUUUUCUACUUUUGGAUCCAAAGUGAAAUUUCAUAUGCAUAGUCAAUACACCAAUCAUUAGGCAUUUAUAGAAAAAAACAAAUUUGGAAAAUCCAGAAGAGCAUGUCUGAAACGAUCAUAUUAUAUUUUCAUUAAUCAAUUUGUUGACAAAAUCAAAUUUUUAACUUUCCGCUAAGAAAAUCGACGACUUACAAAAAAAAGUAAAUUAUUGUUUUCACCCCGUGUUACGUCCGAUUGAUUUUCAUAAUUUUCAAAACAAUUUUUUUUUAUUCAUAAAAUUUGUUAACAUACAAUGAGCCACACGAACAGCAAAAUACCUACUAAGGGAAACCUUAGUGGGGAGAAUAAUGCGUGCGCCGACCAAAAUGAAAAAUAUGGAGGGGCUGAUAAGAAAUUUAGGGCCCAGAAACAAAGAGGAAACUCUCGCUCUCUUCUGGCUGCGACCAUCGGAGUGUGCACAAGUUUUGUUUUAUACAAUGAAGAAAAAGAAAAGGAAAAGAGUUUGUUAAACGUGUAUAAGUACUACAUCAUGGAUUCGCACAGACAAAACAGGUACAAUUAAAAUAUUAAAUAAAUUGAAAAUAUUCAGUUUAAAAAUUAAAAUGUUAAACGAAAGUUUGAAAUGUUCGGUUAAUUAUAUCAGAAUUACAAAAUGAAAAUUCGAACACGUGUAGUUUGAAAUUAAAAUGUUAUAUGAAAGUUUGAAAUGUUCAGUUAGUUAUAUCAGAAUCACAAAAUUAAAAUUCGAGCAUAUGUAAUUAAAAAUUAAAAUAGUAAAUAUAAUUUUGAAUCUUGUAAAUCAGAGCCGGCUGACUAGCCACCUGUCUUUGGAUUAUAAUUACAAUUUAUUUGAAUCAGGAGGUAAUUCCAACAUUGUAAUUAGAAGCAUAAUCUCUAAACCUCAACAUUUUUGUAAUCGAAUUGUUAAUAUAGUUAAAAAUUAGAUUUAAAUAUUGUUUUA
Microplitis mediator is the source of this 6128-nucleotide messenger RNA. RefSeq names its product chorion peroxidase-like. Lineage: Eukaryota; Metazoa; Arthropoda; Insecta; Hymenoptera; Braconidae. The transcript is spliced from 10 exons. The record is from RefSeq and is a predicted model, not a curated record. Bases 106 to 2796 code for a protein of 896 amino acids. Gene Ontology annotation, molecular function: heme binding; peroxidase activity. Gene Ontology annotation, biological process: response to oxidative stress.